UGAGUCGUUGACUCCCAGUGGGAGUGAUGGCAGAAAAAGAAAGGUUUGUUCGUACACAAAGGAGUUAGAGAAGAUGGUAAAAUUGCGAAAGGAAAUUUUAGCGCUAAGGGCUGCUCAGGCUAUUGUGGAUGCCCGACUUUUCAGCAUAGAGCACCCCCAUCAAGUUAUUUCAAGCAUUCCUUUUGAAGAAAAAGAGUUUGGUGAUUCAGGCUCUCUUGAUAAAGCAUUUCAAGCAAUCGGGAGCACCAAGGACAUAGCUCCAGAUUUGUCUACCAUUGUUGUCUCUCUGGCUUUGUUUGAUGAGGAUAGAAUGUUAUUUGCAUGCUCAGGCGUAGCUCUACCACCUGGGACAACUUCCCUAGAGCUAACAAGAUUUGUGACUUCAAGACGUUUGGUUGAGGAAUUUGAGAAGUACAGAAAUGUUGAUGAUAAAUUGAGGAUUGAGGUGUGCCUUCCAGAUUGUACACAUAUCGAUGGGUUCUUGGGACUAUAUGAUGAUAAUAUUGCUAUUGUCACGUCCUUCAAUGAAUUCCCGCAUGCUGUUUGUCCUGUAGAUCUAGACCUCGAGGCACCUCCUCUUGAUACUAAGGCAAUAGUAGCUGCUCGUGCUUUCAAAUCGGGCCGUUUGAUGAUCACGUCUGGGCGUCUGACUGGAGACGGCCGUGCACACUGGAAGCAAAUCUCAGAGGCUGCAGUUGGAGGGCCAGUUGUCGAUCAUAAUGGGAAGCUUCUUGGGGUGAACCUUCGUAUCGAGGACCCUCGUCCCUGGUUCAUACCACUGAAGGACCUUCAUGGGCGCUUGAAGCAUUUUCAGAUACUCAAUACUAAUACAAAGGACUUCCAUGGAUAUUCCUUGUCUGAAGGUGUAUCAAGCAUAAUCCCUUCAGGAUUCUGGAGGAGAAUUAAGUGGAUAGAAUCCGUUGGCUAUCCCAUCCCGCCACCACUUGUGCUUGAAUUCAAUGGGGAACUGCUCGAGACAUUUGAGGAUGAGUUUGGUGAAUUGCGUGCAUGGAAAGAGUAUCCUUACCCUGUUUCAAACCCUGGUUCUACAGAGCAUGUUUGGGCACUACUUCCAAAAGAUGUUGUUACAAACAUAUCCCUAAGUGUUGUCAGACUUGCUUCAUUCGAUGGAAGUGUGAGGUGUUUUGCAUGCACGGGCUUGCUUAUAAAGUGGCCUGGAACUAAAGGCAUGCGCCCUGUCAUUCUCACUUCGGCCAGUUUGGUUAGAAGUUGUGGUGAUCACUUCAAGAUUGAUAAAAACUUAAGGAUUGACGUGUUUCUCCCACCGAGGCAACAUGCCAAGGGGACAUUGGUAUUCUACCAUUUAAAUACCAAUAUUGCCAUCAUCAGGCUUGAGCAGGCUAUCCGUGGCAUUCAUCCAGUUGAUAUUUGCUCUGAAGAGGAUUUAUAUAAACCGGUAGUUGCUGUAGCACGUCAAAUUGAAGAAGGAUUUUUAAUGGCCUCAAAGGGCAAAGUGUGUCUUGACAAGUCGAGCCUGAUUGAUUCCAUGUUUCCAGUGUCCACUUGUAAAAUCAGUAAGGCGGGGAUUGGAGGCCCCCUUAUUAAUUUUGAUGGGACUUUUGUUGGUAUGAACCACUAUGAUGGAAGCGAAGAAACUACUUUCCUUCCAAGACUUAAGAUUGUUGAAAUUUUAAAAGGAGAGGUUAAUCAGCGAAAAAAAGGUGAUUUUUCUAUGACUUGUUGCUAUUUAGGUAGGCAUAUACUUAUUUUCACUACACCACAAUGUUUUUUUCAACCUCACCACACUACAAUGUUGGUUUGCAGUGGGUUGUCCAUGAGAGUGCUGCAUGGUGUUGGAUCUGGGAUACGUCAGAGAAGGUAUUUUCUAUCUGUUCCUUAAUACCCUCUUUUUGUGGUAGCAUAUAUUCCAGUAUUUAGUUAAACUUACAUCGAAAAAGUAUUUUGUAUGACAGUUGGCCUGUGCCCAAGCCAUACUGGUACCGUGGUUUACUUGAUGUGGAUAUGUAUGAUCUGCCCCCACGGGUUGGAAGACAACUCCAAUAGAAGUCAUGGUGCUGGAGUGUUGGAAUGCUAUUCUCUGUAUGUCCUUGUGCUAAUUUCUGAUGGACUGUAGUGCUAUUUAUUGUGGGGGCUGUUCUUGUUCUGUUCAUCUUCUACUAAUGGACCUGUAAUGUGUAUGUUGUCUAUUCUGUGCUUAUAUAUAAGAUGUACAAAGUGGCUAAGCUGCAA
Molecule: messenger RNA, 2211 nt
Organism: Aegilops tauschii subsp. strangulata
Lineage: Eukaryota; Viridiplantae; Streptophyta; Magnoliopsida; Poales; Poaceae
Source: RefSeq, a predicted model, not a curated record